AUGGAGGUGCGCAGUGCCACCGUACACGACUUAUGUAUACUAACUUUGAAAACAGUUAUUGGUGCAGGCAGGAUAACAAGGCCAGUAGUUUCCUUUACCAGCACAUUUGCUGAGUCAUACACAAUGAACCAAGAAAUUGAAGUCUCAUUUGAAGUAACAAAUAUCGUUGCAAAUCAAAAAAUUGCAUACUACAUUGAAAGCACCAAUAACCAAAUUAUCAAAGAUGAAUUUAUAGCAACCACAACCAGUAAGAAGAUAACUCAGAAAGUAACUGUUCGUUCAUCUCCAGAAUUCAACAUCACAAUUUACUGCAAGAGAGGAAAUUAUGAAGUAUCCAUUCCUAUUACAAAGAUCUUGAAUGUUCCACGUUCCCCUUCACUGCAUUUUGAUGAAAAACCGAAGAACAGUUACACAAAGAAUAGUAGAAUAGCUGUAAAAGGAAGAAUUAUUGAUGUUUCAACAGGAUUAUUAGCAUAUAAAUUUGAUUCAACAGAAACUAAGGUGCUUCCAAAAGAAUACACGGUAUCAAAUUCUUAUUAUUUCUCAGAACUUAUUGAUUUCCCUGUAAAUUUCCAGGAUGGACAACAUUGUAUUACUUUCUAUGCUGUUGAUAAGGCUUCUAAUACUUAUUCAAAAGGUGAUGAAUUUGAAUUUUCAUUUGUUAACACCCAUCCACCAGAAAUUCAAAACCUUAAGACAUCAGCAGAAACAGUAAUCAGAGGAAGGACUGUUAAAGUAACGGGACAGAUCAAAGAUGAAGAUCCAAAUAGUUAUUCUGAUAUUUCUCUUUCGUUUGGAGAGUUUGGUCCGGAAACAACAAUUAUUCCCAAUUUUGAGACAAAAAUCACAUGGACAGAUUUCGAAUAUGAAUUAACAAUUCCUCCGGAUACCCCACCUGGCAAAUAUAGAAUAUCUGUAUCGGCCAAAGAUACUGGUAGAGAUCAAUCUGAAUAUUAUUAUUGUUAUGUUACAGUUUUAAUUCAGCCAAUUACCCCAUUCCAAACAGCUCCUAAGACUGCUUUUGAAACUCCAUUCAAUACUGCAUUCCAAACUUCCCAUAAUACCCCCUAUGAAACACCAUUCAGUUCUGCAUUUCAGACAGCUCACGAUACACCAUUUGUAACAGUAUUCGCGACUCCGUUUCUUACUUCACAGGAAACUCCAAUAAAAGAAGUUCCACCAGCUAAUGGAGAGUCACCGAAUGAGAAGUCUAACUUAGAUGAUGACUCCAAGAAUUCAUCGAGUGUUACUCCAAAUUCUGCUGAUGAGAUGCCAACCCUGUUCCAGGAUGAUGGUUCUGCCAAGAAGAAGAAGAGCACUAUAUUGAUUGUUGUAAUCUGUUCUGUAAUUGCAGUUAUAAUUAUAGCAAUUUUGAUUGCUGUAUUUAUUUACAAACGCACCCACCAAGAUGAUAGCGAAGAAGAGUCAUCUAUUGAAAUGGCAGAGACUGUCAUACAAUCUGUUGUAAAUCCAAAUGAUGGAGCUACAUUGGAUAACCCAUUAUUUACAACAACUACUGUUGAUGAUGACGAAGAUAUCUUUGCCGGAGAUUUCGAAGAAGGCAAUACUGUCCAUUACUUCUUUAUCAAGGAAGAAGAUGAAUAG
Trichomonas vaginalis G3 is the source of this 1605-nucleotide messenger RNA. RefSeq names its product bifunctional inhibitor/lipid-transfer protein/seed storage 2s albumin superfamily protein family. Bases 1 to 1605 code for a protein of 534 amino acids. NCBI's taxonomy places the organism in Eukaryota, Parabasalia, Trichomonadida, Trichomonadidae. The record is from RefSeq and is a predicted model, not a curated record. The transcript has a single exon.